AUGCCAUCAACUGCAUAUUAUUCCUCGGAUGCGAAAAACUCCUAUGCGCCUGUUGCAGCGGGACAAGCAACUCUUUUGGAACAAUCAGUCAUGAAGAGUGCCCUGCUGCACAGACCCGGGGAUACUUAUAGCUCCCAACCACCCAGCAUCCCGAGCGCCAGUCUUAGCGCAGCGAUCGCUUCCUCGUUAUCACUAGGUGAUAAUAACCAAGGUCUUUCACGGCUUGAGGAUGUACCCCUCGAAUUGCUCAAUAGGAAUAUAUCCUUUCACCGUUCCCCGUCGGCACCACUUGACGUAUUAAUAAAGUCGAGGAUUGAAAAGAUGCCGAACUCCCUUGUCCUAGUGAACAAUAGCAAAGCCGACAGCGAAGGUAGGUUCCUCCUGCAUCCCACGUGUAGGGUUGGCUCAUUUUACGAUUAGUGUCUUACGUUGCCACGUAAAUUACUUGCAGAACGCCUGCAUUGCUUUAACUAGUCAACGCUACGAUUUCUGAGGUUAACAUUGCAAAAUUUGUAGAUAAUUGAUUUUAUCUCCGCCCUCAUUUUUACCAUAUUAGUUGACUCUGGAGUGCCUCAAAGCUGCAAACGAGUCUUGUUUACGGACGCCGAACUCCUCCGAUGCUGUCAACAGGCACAGUCUUCGCUUCCUCGUAGCAUCAUGGGUCUCCACAAUGCAGGGAACACGUGCUACUUGAAUUCUGUGCUGCAGUGCCUUCUGGCCACCGGUCCUCUUCUUUGCUACAUUGUGGGGAAUCAUAAUCGUUCAAAUAACUGUCCGUAUAUCAGCGGAAAAGCGAACAAUGGGAUGCGACGUUUUUGUGCCCUUUGUGGAUUAUUUAAACUCUACCAGGAACACGAGCCCCAAAGUGCGUUUCCACACCAGUCGAGCAUCUUUAAUCGGACCUCAGCAGGGCAGACGACGCCUUCGUACUUUGUGUCGAAUGUUAGAGGUAAGGAAUCCAGUCGACCGUUUACUCUUCAUAACUUCUGAUACCUGAGGAUAUAACUGUUUAAUUAUGUAAAUAGAUCUAAUAAUGAGAUCGUAUCAGCGUUAGUCCUUUAUUUUUCUACAAAGUCGGCGCCUGUCACCCAAUUAUAUGUAGGCCUGACGCUUGUAGCUGCAUUACCUAGUGUUCAUAAGAAAAGAAUAACCCAGUUGGGAUACUACAAUAACAUUUAUGACAAAUUUUAGAUAGGUACUCCGACCAUACUUUAAAGCCCGUGAUAUGCUUACCCAGGGCGAACUGUGUACACACUAAGAUGUUUUUGCCCUGCCAGAGGCCCUUUCCUAUCAGAAUUUAAAUUCUUCUGCAGAAUCGCUUUAAACAUAGACACAGUUGCACCCUACUAUCAAUGCAGUACUUUCAAAACUUGGCGUUAUGAACUUUCUCAUCUUUAACCUAGUGUUCUGCUGCGUCCGCCAAUACCUGUUAAUCUGCACACCCACUUAUGCACCUAAAGUAACCCUCCGACCCGUUCCU
This is a messenger RNA of Spirometra erinaceieuropaei, 1480 nucleotides long. NCBI's taxonomy places the organism in Eukaryota, Metazoa, Platyhelminthes, Cestoda, Diphyllobothriidea, Diphyllobothriidae. The record is from the annotation of a GenBank genome assembly.